AUGGAGAAAAAGCAUUUAAACAAGGCGGAUGUUACUCUAAAUAAGGGUUUAGGAAUACAGAUAAAAGAAAUGUAAACUAUUAAGGAGACUUAGGCUCAAAAAAUUUUUUAAAUUGAUGAAUAUUAUAUAUGGUCAAAAAAUGGGAAGAUGAGAGUAUUUUUUAAUGAUAAAACAAUGUAUUAUUUUUCUCAUAAUGAAGCGUCGGUGGAUUAUAUGAAUUUGAGAGUCAAAAAAAGGAAAAUGGAUUGAGUUGA
This is a messenger RNA of Paramecium sonneborni, 254 nucleotides long. The record is from the annotation of a GenBank genome assembly. Lineage: Eukaryota; Ciliophora; Oligohymenophorea; Peniculida; Parameciidae.